AAUGGCAUUUUCAUCGUGAAUGUCCAAGAAAUAAUUUUGACAAAGGACAGACGGCUAUCGUCGCAAAAGAUAUUAAACAAAGUAGAGACGUACCAAAAACGGGUACCAUACCUAAACGUUUUUAUCAGCAAAGUCAACUUCAGGAUCAAGCCGCCGUGCUACCCAUGAAGGAUUCAAAAAACGAAAAAGUAUCCGGACAGGGACCUGCGACUUUCCGGCUAUAAUGACAUCGCAGGAAAAUAGCAGUAAAAGUUUACCACUGCCAAGAAUUACUAUACGUGUUGGUAAUCAUAAUAUUAAAGCCCUUUUUGACAGUGGUACAAACGUCAAUAUAAUUAAUGCCAAAUUUAUUAAUGUAAACUUAAAUCGUCCGUCAAAAUUAUCAGUAGUAUUUGGGUGUGGGGUGAGUGAGGUUGAGACACGUGGCUAUGAGAAUCUUUCUUACAGUAUUGCAGAUUUAACUUUAAAUUCAGAUUUUCUCGUAAUGGAGACGUUGCAGGAGGAUUGUAUCUUGGGUUACCCGUGGUUCCGUGAAAACCAAGUAGUCAUGGGUACCAUCCGUAACUGCGUAUAUAUAGGUAAAUUCAUCAGCGAAAGGCUCAUCAUCGCACUUAUAGCCAUUGUUCUAGUCAUCAAACUCCUCGUAGUCAAGUUCCUCUUUAUCCUGCCGUCUUUAAUGGGAGUUGUGGCGGCAAAGAAGCUCAUCGUUAAAGUAUUACUAUUUAUUUUCCCUUUCUUGCAUCAUCUGUUCAAGUUAUGCGCUUACACGCCUUAUGGAGCCAAGCACCAUAUACACAAGCACCAGAUAGCACAUAUCCAUCAAGUAGCUCCGGGAUAUCACCACCACAAACCGUAUUAUGUUGACAGAUCGCCGGCGGGAUACCAUCAUUUUGCUCAUAAGGAAGAUGAUCCUGGAGUUGUGGAUGAUUCGCAUAUUAGUGCUUCGGAAUAUGGAAAUGACAUUCGUCAAGAACCGCCUGCUGAAGAACCCGAAGAUAAUGUUUGGGGUUUUAAUCUCUUUUCUACGAAACCUAAGGAACCGCCAAAGAAGGAACUAACAGCAACUGAGAUAGAAAAUAUGGUACUAAAGGCCGAGAAGGAAGCUUUGAUAAAAUCCCGUCUACAAAAGGAACGCGAAAGGAUCCACGAAGAAAAUCUAAAACUCCAAAAUCAGCUAAACAACGCGCUGAAGAUUCAACAGAAACUCAAACACCACGCGGUGAUGGUCAGUCACAAAUUAAAACCAGGCAAAUACCAUAAUAAACACCAUCAUUUCCCUCCACCGCACGUGCCCCCGCUCACGCCGCUAAUGCCCCCGCCAAUAUCUCGGCCUUCAAAGUUCGAGGAGCCCCCUAAGUAUUUCAGCGAAUCACCACAUUUGCAAUACGGUGAAGCUGCAGCUCCAGUUGCUACGCAACAAGAGAUUGGACAAUCUGGACCCUUCGCUGAGCCACCAUCAAACCAUGUGGAUAGCUCAUCGCAGAGUGAGGAGUUGCCUCCAGGGGUAAUUGGUGGUGGAUUGCCGGCGAGUACAGUGGAUGCUGUUAAACAUUACCUCAAUCAGAAAAACAACCAGAGUCCCACAGUAUACCCGGUGUACCAGCAAAACCAAUUAGAACUAGAAAGCCAUCCAACACAACACGCCAAAGUUUUCGUCACCCCUCAGUCAGAUAAUUUCGCCGUACAACAAAAUCAUCAUCACGUGACAGUAGAAUCGAAGGUAAAGAAACAACGAGUGCCAUCUCAGUCCAACGUCAUGUCCAAAAGGAAGUCUGACGUGUCCAGUCAGGAAGAACAAUUUUAUAAGGCAGCUGAAAUAACGUAUGAUUCCUUCUAUAGUCCAAUUUUGGAGAAGAUUGAUGCUGUUUUGAACGAAUUACAGUUUACUGAGGAACCUUGCAGGGAAAGACUGAUUUGUAGUAUGUACAAAAAUCCUGUAAGGUUUAGUCCUCAUAGUAAUCUUGUUUCUGCUGAACUUAGUCGGGACUCGAAAGACCUUCAAAAGCCAUCUACAGCCAACUCUGCAGUGAUAAGAUUCUACAAAUACGUCCAGGCUGCAAGAGAUGGACAAGACCAAAGAGACUGCAUCAGACUUUACCCUUCUUGUGCAAUCAACACAGAAGCUUAAAAUUCCAUUUUUAACAAUGUGUUUUAAUAAUGCAAAUUGAGUAAUUACUCAGUAACAAAAGUAAAAGCAUAAUUGCAAAUUGUAAGAAUUGAACGUAUUUAAAUAGUCACCUUUUAACUAUAUACUUUUUCAAUCCUUAAAUUUUAGGAAAAGGAAAAAUCUAAUAGGAUCCUAUCUGGCCUAUAUAGUGAAUAAUCCAGUAAUGUUACUUUUAAGGUACUUAAAAGUUGACUAUUUACUUUAUAUAAAUGUCAGUUUAGUUUUCUUAUCUACAAGGAUAAUUUAAAAUGAAAACUUUAAACAAUUUAUUUUUCUUAUCUUUUCCUUAUUAGAUUUUGAGCUCAAGUACUUUAGGUUUGUAGGUUAUAUUAUUAUCGAAAUCAUAUUUUAAUAUUUUCGCAAUAAAAUUGUUAAUUGUAUAUUAUAAAUAUAAAAAAUGGUGGUUUGUAAAUUUGACUAUUGCAAAUCUUAGAAUUACUAUGUUGCCAAAAAUUAAUAUUAGCUGAUUUUAAGAAGGUACACUUACUUAUUAAGGUUUACUGAUUAUAUACUAGAAUCUUUUUAUCAUAAAUAGUCAACAAAUUUUCUUUAAAUCAGCUACAGUUAGCAACUACGACUAAAUUUAGUCAAUAAUUAGUUAUGAAUUUAGUCACUAAUUAGUCUAAAUAGAUUAUUAUUAUUAUUAUUUGACAUCCAAUUAUAAGAAUAUACAGUGAAUUUUUACUGUUUUUAUAUAAAAUCUUCUCUUCUUCUAGAUAAUUCCAAAUGAAGCAUAUCAAACUGUCACCGAAUGACCAAAUUAUUACAAUUAACAUUAAGAAAGUAAUAAUUUUAUUAUAACAAUGUCCAACAACCAUGGUACACGAAACCAUAAAUUAUAUUGGUUUUUAAUUGUUGCUGUAUCUGAUUCGUGAAAAGUUUGAUAGAGUAAAAUAAAUAUUCUAAACCGUAAAAACCUGUAUAUUCUUGUAAUAAAAAAUAAAUGUGGAUAUGGUUAACUAGUUUCAAUGGGUUUGGUAAUGGAUUCUCUUGGUAAUAAAGGUUUUGCUUCUUUUAAUUAGGUAGUUAUUUAUUUUCUUAGAUUAGUUAAUGUGUGAUGACUUGUUUAUUUUUGUUAAGAACCAAUAGUUCAUAAUCUGAUCCUAUUUAUUUGUAUAAUAAAUUAAUAAUUGUUCUGUUUAGUGUAUAACAUGUAAACUGGGUAUGUACAAUUGACAAUGCUCCAAAAUGUUUGGCACUAAUGGCGGUCGACAUACUAUUCUUCCUAGUAUCUAGUAAUUGUGAGUAAUAUUGUAUUCUUAGUGUGUCAAUAAGAAAACUGAUUGCAUUAUUUAUUAAGGGUAUCUGUAUCUAUUACGUGUGGAAGGUGGAUUACUCCCACGUCACUUAGGCCUCACUAGGCCCAUUGGGCAUCCUCCCAAGAUGAUAGACAUCUCCUAGCUCGUGCGCCAGCUUACAGAUUUGAUAUAGUUGGCAACGUCGUCAAAUGGUGAAUCUCUUAUAUCGGCCGGUGUUAGCCGAUACUCGCCGAACACACUUCUAAUAAAUGAGAGCGUCAAGCAAUCGUAAAGAAUAUGCUCGAUGGUAUUAUUUUCUGGUUAGCAGCCUUUGCAGAGUGCGGAUUCUGACAGCCCCAUGAUAUAUAGAAUGGGGCUUUUACUUUUACUUUUUUAUCUUGUCAACAGAGGCGUUAGGAGAGGAAAAUUAAUUGACUUAUUUUAAUUAAAACGUUGUAAAUAAUUAAAUUAUACAAG
Messenger RNA from Psylliodes chrysocephalus, 3882 nucleotides. Lineage: Eukaryota; Metazoa; Arthropoda; Insecta; Coleoptera; Chrysomelidae. The record is from the annotation of a GenBank genome assembly.